This is a messenger RNA of Laetiporus sulphureus 93-53, 2962 nucleotides long. Its product is annotated as glycoside hydrolase family 5 protein. Gene Ontology annotation, biological process: ergosteryl 3-beta-D-glucoside catabolic process. Lineage: Eukaryota; Fungi; Basidiomycota; Agaricomycetes; Polyporales; Laetiporaceae. The record is from RefSeq and is a predicted model, not a curated record. The coding region runs from base 88 to 2703 and encodes 871 amino acids. The transcript has 3 exons. Gene Ontology annotation, molecular function: steryl-beta-glucosidase activity.
AUUUGUGGCGUCGCCUUCUACCAGAGGGUGUGCACCUCCCUCCAUCUCUGUUUCUCUACCUCCUCUUGACUGUCUGUUUUUUCCAACAUGCCUCCAGUACCCACUGUGUCGCCGGCGACGGGAAAGCCCACGCCGGGAUACUUUAUUCAUACCACCGACGCCCUUUUUGUUGACAACGCUGGACGUUCUCUGCUGCUACGCGGUGUCAAUUUGUCGGGAGCAGCCAAGGCACCGGUUGGCCAGCCAUCCCAAGAGCUUGACGGUUUUUGGGAGACCGGUGAAGAGGGCGGCGGAAACUUCACUGGGAGACCUCUCAAUGUCGAUGACGGUUCGGCCGACAUUCACCUGGCGCGUCUGAGGGGGUGGGGCUACAACAUGUUGAGAUACGUGGUAACCUGGGAAGCACUGGAACAUGCCGGACCGGGAAAGCUCGAUUAUGAAUUCAUGGAUUACACCGUCCGUGUUUUGCGGAAGUGUAAAGAAUACGGAUUCAAGGUUUACAUUGACCCUCACCAGGACAUUUGGUCCCGAUUCUCCGGAGGAUCCGGUGCACCAUAUUGGACUGUGGUCGCUUGUGGAUUCGAUCCUCGCCACUUCACAGCAACUCAGGCAGCAAUCAUUCAUAGUGAAUAUCCUACUGCCUCAGAUCCCGCUCCUAUCAAGCUACCUGCAAUGAUCUGGAGCACAAACUAUGGGCGACUCGCUUCCCAGACGCUGUUCACGCUGUUCUUCGCUGGCCGCGAUUACGCGCCCAAAUGCAUCAUUGACGGACAGAACAUACAGGAUUAUCUCCAGUCGCAUUACAUUGCAGCACUUGGCGCCCUCGCAGACCGCCUUCGUGACGCUGGCGAUCUGCUAGACGAAUGCGUGAUUGGGUGGGACAGCCUAAACGAGCCUUUCGAAGGCUUUUGCGGGUAUGGAGACCUUAACACCGUGCCGACCAAGCAGGGGACUACGCUGAAGAAGGGUACGUGUCCAACGCCUGCGCAGUCAAUGCGCCUCGGGAUGGGCCGCGCACAGACACUCGACAACUACAAAUUUGGCAACAUGGGGCCGCAGCGCGACGGUACCGUCACCGUGGAUCCCAAAGGCGUCAAGGCGUGGAUAGACCCAGAGACGGAGCCUGAUGGCGUGAAUCCUCGCUGGGGCUGGAAGCGCGAUCCUGGCUGGCAGUUGGGGACGUGUGUGUGGGCGUUGCACGGAGUGUGGGAUGUCGACUCCGGGGAGAUACUCGUGCCGGACUAUUUCAGCUGCGAGAACCCGGACCACACAGCAUUCUUCAUUGAGAAGUACUGGCUCCCGCACUGGCAGGCGUUCGCGUCGCGGAUCAGGCAGUCGCAUCCCGAGGCGAUCAUGUUCGUCUCACCUCCCGUGUUCGCACAGCCCCCGCCCAUCGCGGAAGAGUACCUGCGCGGACGCUGCUGCUACGCCGCGCAUUACUAUGAUGGAUUGACCCUUGUGACGCGGCACUGGAGCUGGAUCAACGCCGAUGCCCUCGGUCUGAUGCGCGGCAAGUACUCGUCCACGCUUGCCGCAGUGAAGAUUGGUGAGCCGGCGAUACGGAAGUCCAUACAGGAGCAGCUGGGGAUGCUCAAGGACGACGCGCCCAUCCUGGGUGCUUACCCUACGAUCAUCGGCGAGAUCGGCGUUCCGUUCGAUAUGGACGGCAAAAAGGCGUACGGAUAUACGGAUGGCGGGAAGUACAAAGGCGACUUUUCAAGCCAGCAGAAGGCGCUGGACGCGAGUCUGAAUGCGGCAGAUGGUCCCAAUGCACUGAGUUAUACUGUCUGGAAUUACUGUCCGGACAACUCGCAUAUGUGGGGCGACCAAUGGGAUAUGGAGGACCUCAGCAUCUGGAGCCCGGACGAUCUGCGCCCCAACGGCGGACCGAAGAUGGAGCUGUCGGACGCGUCAUCAGCGGCGUUGUUGAAAAAGGGUGCAGCGGCUGUCGCGCAGUCGGCGACCACCUCUACUUUGUCGCUCGCCACGGUCGCAGUCGGUACAGAUCCUACUGCCGACAAAAUGGCUGAGGGGAGCGCAGAGGUCACGUCCUACUCUCGAUGGAGCAAUGCGUACGACUUCUUGACCGACGGCGCGAGGGCAGUCAAGGCAUUCUGCCGUCCGUUCCCUGUCGCAACCGUCGGCGUGCCCAAGGAUAUUCAGUUCGACAUCGCCAAGGCCGACUUCAAGUACACCGUGCGCGUCCGGCCGGAGGAUGCGCCGCGUGCAGAAGGAGCGGGACUCGCGACGGAGAUAUACGUGCCCCUCGUCCACUAUGCAAGCGAUAAGCUCGUCGCUCGCUUCGCGCAAGAUGAUCCUGAGCGCUGUGAGACGCCUGCCACAGUCAUCGUGGAUGGAGUCUGCUCAAAGGAGCCAAGUCCAUACUCGUCGCGGAACGCAUCGUCGGCCGACCUAUUGACGUCGUCUCUCGCCUCGUCAGCCUACGCAAAGCUGUUCCCGCAUGGUUCGGCAUCACUCUCACUACUUGUCGAUGUUUCUGCAGGGAAAUGGGAAGUUGACGGACAGACAUUGAAGUGGUGGUACCCUAUACCGGGGCCGGGCGAGCCGGAGCGCGAAUACACGAUCACGAUCAAACGCGAUGGUGGCGUGAUUAAGACUGCGGAAGAGCUGGAGAUCAGUCGGCGCGGGUUGUGGGAACAGUGGUGUAUCUGGGUGCAGAACUGCUGUGGCAUCUUCAUGUAGGCAGGUUGUCAUUUCUUGUUUUCCUUCUGUUCUGCUUGUACGAUAUAGCAUUGGGACUUUGUAUCACCACGUAUAGGAAUCAUCUGGGACAUGGAGCGUAUGUUAUAUAGAUUGAGAGCACUAGCCAGAAUGGAUCGUGCCAAUGGUCUUGAUAAAACAUACGCGAUUGUACUUUCAGGGCCGGCUUGCCUUGUAGUUGGUUUCCAUAUCUUGAUUUUCAGCUAGCCUUGAAUGAUGAACAUCUCAAUCCAUUCACUGC